Pyrgilauda ruficollis (rufous-necked snowfinch) is the source of this 7026-nucleotide messenger RNA. It is a transcript of the gene YLPM1, whose product is annotated as YLP motif containing 1. Gene Ontology annotation, cellular component: nucleus. The transcript has 21 exons. The coding region runs from base 56 to 6592 and encodes 2178 amino acids. Gene Ontology annotation, biological process: regulation of telomere maintenance. Lineage: Eukaryota; Metazoa; Chordata; Aves; Passeriformes; Passeridae. The record is from RefSeq and is a predicted model, not a curated record.
CGCAGGCGCCGUGCGCCGCCCGCCGCCGCGGCCUGUGUCCGCUCCGCGCUCCGCCAUGUACCCGGCCUGGGGCUUGUACGGGGCGGCCGGGCACUACCCGCCGCCCCCCCCCCCCCUCCCCCCGCCCCCGCCGCUGCCCAUCCCUCCCCCCAGCGUGCCGCCUCCCGCUGUUCCGCCGAUGCCGCUUCCCAGCUACCCGCCGCCGGGGCCCGCGCCCCCCGCCGCCGCGCCGCCGCCCGCCGGUUCCUCGGGGUUCCUGAGCCUGCAGGAGCAGCACCUGGCCCAGCUGCAGCAGCUCCAGCAGAUGCACCAGAAGCAGCUGCAGUCCGUACUCCUGGGUCCCCCGCCGCCGCCGGGCCCGCCCCCGCCGGGGCUGCCGCCGCCGCCGCUGCCCGGCUCCUUCACCGACUGGCAGCAGCAGCCGCCGGUGCCACCGGUGCCGCCGCCGGUCCGCAGCUACCAGAAGCAGUACGCCCACCGUGAGCCACCGCCUCGCAAGCCGCCCCCCGCGGCCCGGGACCGCGACGGGCAGGAGCCGCCGGGCGGGCACGGCGACUGGGGCGAGCCGAUGCCCGCCGAGCCGGUGCCCAUGGACAUGGAGCUGUCCUCGCCGCCGCAGUCCCCGCAGGCCGGCGCCCAGCCCUACCUGCCCCCCGCCCAGCCGUACCUGCCGCCGCCCANNCUGCCCCGGGCGCAGCCCUCCCAGCCGCCCCCCUCCUUUUCCGAGCCGCCGCCCUCCUACCUGGAGCCCCCGCCGGCCACCGCCUCCCAGCCCUACCUGCCGCCUCCUGCCCAGGGCUACAUGGCACAUCCCCAGCCCUACCUGCUCUCCUCCCAGGCCUCUCCCUCCCAGCCCGCUCUGGCCCCCUCCAUCCCUCCCCCGGUCAAGCCGUCGCAGGCUCAUUUCCCCCCGCCCCAGGCGUCCUUGCCCCCGCCCGCCGCUGCCCAGCCGGAGGCCCCGCAAGGUGCCGCCAAGGAGGGCGGUGGCACGGAGCAGCCGGACCCCUCCACCAUGACUCCCCAGGAACAGCAGCAAUACUGGUACCAGCAGCACCUGCUUAGCCUGCAGCAAAGGGCAAAAGCCCAUGCUCAGGGACAGCAGCAGAUGAAAAGUCCAGUAGUGAAGGACUCUGAAGAAGAGAAAAUGAGUGCUUCAACUCAGCAGUCUGAACCUCCUCCUCUUAAUGAAUCCCUGCCUCCAGCAUCCAAAGAAGAUGAGUCUUCUCUUACAUCCACUGAAACUCAGCUCAAUAUUGAACCUCCUGAUGACCCUGAGGAGGAUUUGAGAUUGCAGCAAUUGCAAGCAGCAGCAGCUCAAUGGCAGCAGCACCCCCAUCAGCGGGUUGGGUUCCAGUAUCAGAGAAUAAUGCAGAAGCACGCUCAGCUGCAACAGAUAGUACAGCAGUAUCAACAGAUCAUGCAACAGCCUCCACACUUAGAGACAAUGUCAGUGGACAUGCAGCUGCGACAUUAUGAGGCACAGCAAAAACAGUUCCAGCAGCUUCAUAAAGACUGGGAGCGAUCAAUGAACCAGCAGUGGCAGCAUCAGCUUCAAACCUACCCUCACAAAGACCAGCUUCAAGAGUAUGAGAAGCAGUGGAAAGCAUGGGAUGAACAGAUGAAGGUUACUCAGUCACAUCUGCAGGAAAAAGUGACGUCGCUCCAAAAUCUGAAGAAUCAAUAUCCUGCAAAUGUUUCACUGCCACCUCCGUUUAUUCCAUAUUCCCAAACUGGUCAAGGUGGCAUUCCUAUUAUGCCUCCAACUUUACCUUCAACUACACCUCCACUGGUCCCCCCGCCUCUCUCUUCUGUUUCUCAGUUAUCCAAUUCCUCUGUCCCUUCAGGGUCCAGUUCUCAAAGCAGUCAAGCUACUGAAACACCAAGGCCAGCUCUCCUUCCCACCCCUGGUACCUAUGCAUCAAAAAUAGCUAGUUCAGCUAGCUAUUCACCUUACCAUUCUCAAGUAGGUUCAUCCUUUGGCUCAUCUGAUCAUGGAAAGUCUCAAGGUCAUCUUAGUAAACAAACUGUAAAUAUCUCAUCUGAACAACAGUGUGGGGAACUGAAAGGCACUUCUGCAGUGUCUUCGACACACACGUCUAUUGUGCAGGAUAAACCGGUGAGGUCAGGUGGAUUGCUUCCAGAUCCUCCCAGAUCAGCGCGUUUUGAAGGCCCUAGAGGCCCUAGAUUUGAUGGACCUCGAGGAAGAGGAUAUGACAAAUUUGAAGGCUCAAGACAGAGAGGACCUCGUUUUGACUCCCAGCGCUCAGAAGGAUACAGGUCACGUUUUGACCGACAGAAUACAGAUGGACAGUCUUCAAGUAGAUGGGGCUCUAUCCCACGAGGACCAGCAGGACAAUUUUAUACAACGAAUGCAUCACAUGGACACGGUUCCCGACCUAGUGGUCCACGGUGGAUGGGGCCCAGGCCUCAUUUGGGACAGCAGCAACAGCAGACACAGGUAGACUCACAGUCAGAAAGCAAAGAACCUUUUACAGACACAGCUGGUGAUCAGCAGUCUGUAAGCAGAACUGAGUCAGCUCCUGACGCACAGAGUGCAGGUCCCAUUGAGCCAAAUGAGGACCUGACGGACACUCAACAGGAGCCAUCCAAACCUGAAGUCAAAGAACCUAGUUCAGACCCUCCUAAAAAGUGGACAUGGAGUUCACAUGAUCCCAACCAGCAAGUAGAAGAGUCCAAGGCACCCACCCCACCUAUUCAGAACCAGGAUGCAGUAGCCCCUGCAACAGGAAAUCAGGAUUUGGAUUCUUCAGAUGGCCAGUUGACUGCUUCAGAUAGCACUGAGGGCCUGCCUGGACCAGAAAGCAGAGGAAAAGGGCCAUUCAUGCAUGAAGACAGAGGAAAGGGACCAGGAGGCAGAGGAAGGGGCCGUGGCAGAGGGCAGGGGGAUGGCCGUGGCUGGGGAAUGGGCCGUGGCCGAGGAAUGGGAAGGAUGGAUGGUGGCCGGGGAAUGGGAAGGAUGGACGGUGGUUGGGGAAUGGGCAGGAUGGAUGAUGGCCAUGGCUGGGGGGUGGGCAGGAUGGACGAUGGCCGUGGUAGGGGAUAUGUGUACAGAGGCAGAGGGCAGGCUAGGCAGGCAUCCAUCCGUGGCAGAGGAGCGUUCAGGAGAGCAGGCAGCAGGGAGAGGAUACCGGAUAGACGGUCAGGCAGCAGGGAGAGGAUGCCAGAUGGACAGUCAGGCAGCCGAGACAGGGGGCUGGGACGGUCAGAUAGCCAUGAGAGGGUAUUCUCUAACCGAGACAGAGAGCCGCCUGGACGGACAGGCAGCUGGGAUAGGGGACGGGCAGGAAGCCGGGAGAGAGGCCCGGUCAGACGGGCCUCUAGCCGGGAAAGAGAGCCCAUGCGGCGGGCAGGUAGCCGGGAGAGGGUCCCCGUCAGGCGGGCAGGUAGCCGGGAGAGGGUCCCCAUCAGGCGGGCAGGUAGCCGGGAGAGGGACCUGGUCAGGCGGGCUGGUAGCCGGGAGAGAUGUCCCAUCAGAAGGGGAGAUAGCCAUGAGAGGGAAGCAGGAAGAUCUGAAACAGGCAAUAUGGGUAAACCCAUUCACCUAGGAGAUGACCCUGACAAAUUGCCUCCAUACCAUCGAGAUGAAACAUUCAGGGGUUCUUGGGGUCAUGAAGAUGAUACAAUGCAGGAGGAAUUUCCUUUAGAUAGUCAAGAUGACCCGUCUUUGGAGCAUGAGCAAUUGGAUGAGUGGGAAAGAGAACAAUACUGGAGAGAUCACAACUCUGAUUAUCAGGAUGAUUCUGUACAUGCGUAUGACAGAGAUGACAGGUUGCAAUCCCACCAUUCACUGCCUCCGUUGUCUCCCCUACCACCACUACCUCCUUUAUCGUCUGAUCACGACAGACGAGAUUCAUGGUGGGAUGACUGGAAAAGGCCAAGAGAAAGGGAACUAGAGAGAGAUCUAGAUAGAACUGGAAGAUCCUCAGAUAUUUAUGAUCAAGAUUUAGACAAAGAAUGGGAUAGAGACUGGGACAGGAGACCUAUGGAUGACAGAGAAAUGGGGAAUCGUGACCUGGAUAUCCCCCCUCUACCACCAUUACCACCCCUUCCACCUCUGGACAGGUAUCGUGAAGAUAGGUGGAGGGACGAUAGGAACAGAGAUCAUUAUGACAGAGAUCUCCGAGACAGGGGGGAGCUCAGGAUUCGAGAAUAUCCGGAGAGAUACGACACAUGGCGGGAGAAGCAAGACUACCUUCCUGAAAGGACUGACUGGGAGAGGGAACGGUUGUCGGAUAGGUGGUAUCCAGAUGAUGGAGAGAGACUGCGGACUUUGGAUGACCACUCAGAUUCGUCCCUUCCUCCCCCUUCACAUUCCUCUGAUAUGCUGGGAGCAGAUUCAAACCUGGACUCUGACCAGUCCUUGGGAGGAGUGAUGGUCCUAAGCCAAAGACAGCAUGAGAUAAUUCUGAAGGCUGCCCAGGAGCUCAAAAUGCUUCGGGAGCAAAAAGAACAGCUACAGAAGUUGAAGGAGUUCAAACCUGACAUUUCCACCCAAGAGUCUCCAAGAUCACAAAACACAAGCACAAGGCCGGGUGCCUUUCAGGUCUCUUCUCAGCUAUCUCCAGAGGCACCAGUAGAAGCCCAAGCUAUUAAACCUUCUCCUGCUGUUAUUAUAAAGCCUCCCGUGUUGUUCAGACAGCCCACCCCUGUGACAAGACCAAGUGCCCCACUGGCAAGGCCUACUACACCUAUGACAAGGCCACACGCUCCAGUUUCUACUCCAACUACAACCCCAAGUCAUGGUCAAUCUUUAAAACCAUCACCUUCUGCUGUGGAACAGGAACGCUGGGAUGAGGACUCUUUCCAUGGACUGUGGGACACAAAUGAGGAUAAAGGUGCAAAUAUGGAGUACGAGUUGUGUAAGCAGGAGUCGAUGAUGCCUCCACCUGUCUCCUCACCUGUGAAAGUACCUGCCGUCCACACCUCCAUUCCAUCAGCUGUACCAGUGUCCCUUUCUCCCGUUAUUCCAGCAGUUCCUAAAGCACCCAUCAUUCAGCAAACGGUGGAUUAUGGCCAUGGGCGAGAUAUAACCACGAGUAAAGUGGAACAGAUUCCAUAUGGAGAGAGGGUAACCCUUCGUCCAGAGCCUCUGCCGGACAGGCAAACAUUUCAAAAAGAGCAUCCAGGUCGCUACAAUAGAGAAAGAGAUCGUGAGCCUUAUUUUGAGCGUCAAGGUAAUUCCAACACAGAUCAUCGGGAUUUCAAGAGAGAGCGGGAAUUGCACAGAGACCGAGGUUCUGUGGACUAUGAACGAGAGAGAUUUGAAAAGGAGCGGCAUCCCCGAGAUGAUAGGGUUCUUCCUACCACACCUUCAAGAACUCAGUCUUACCGUGACAAGAAAGACCAUCCAUCCUCCAGGCGGGGUGGUUUUGAACGACCACCAUAUGAACGAAAGACAGAUCGUCCAGCAUAUGAUCAUGGGCCUUCCAUGUUUGGAGAAAAUUCUUCUGUCCAAACACUGGAAUUUGAAGGUGAUCGUAGAAAUUACCCUGAGGAAAGGAUUCCUAUUUCUGCUCCAUCAAUGCCUCGUCAGCCACCACCUGCUCCACGAGUAGAAAGGAAGCCAGAAUCUAAAAAUGUAGAUGAUAUUUUAAAGCCACCAGGACGGGAUAGCAGACCAGAGAGGAUUGUGAUCAUCAUGAGAGGGUUACCUGGCAGUGGAAAGACACAUGUAGCAAAACUCAUCAGGGAUAAGGAAGUAGAAUGUGGAGGACCUGCACCAAGAGUGCUCAGCCUGGAUGACUACUUUAUCACUGAAGUGGAGAAAGAGGAGAGAGACCCAGAUACAGGGAAAAAAGUUAAAAAGAAGGUGAUGGAGUACGAAUAUGAGGCUGAUAUGGAGGAGACCUAUCGUACCAGCAUGUUUAAAACUUUUAAAAAGACCUUGGACGACGGCUUCUUUCCCUUCAUUAUCCUUGAUGCUAUCAAUGAUAGAGUGCGACACUUUGAACAGUUUUGGAGUGCUGCAAAAACAAAGGGCUUUGAGGUCUACUUAGCUGAAAUGAGUGCAGAUAACCAGACGUGUUCCAAGAGGAAUAUCCAUGGGCGCAAGCUAAAGGAUAUCAGCAGGAUGUCUGAUCACUGGGAGGCAGCACCACGCCACAUGAUGCGCCUGGACAUUCGUUCUCUGUUGCAGGAUGCUGCUAUCGAAGAGGUGGAGAUGGAGGAUUUUGAUGCAAAUAUUGAAGACCAGAAAGAGGAAGUCAAGAAGGACACAGCAGAGGAAGAAGAAAGUGAACUGGGUUACAUUCCGAAAAGCAAAUGGGAGAUGGACACUUCUGAGGCAAAGCUAGACAAGCUGGACGGUUUGCGGACUGGCACUAAAAGAAAACGUGACUGGGAAGCAAUUGCCAGCAGAAUAGAAGAUUAUCUGCAGCUUCCAGAUGACUAUGAUACACGUGCUUCUGAACCUGGAAAGAAAAGGGUGCGAUGGGCAGAUCUAGAAGAAAAAAAAGAUGCUGACAGGAAAAGGGCCAUCGGUUUUGUUGUUGGACAAACCGACUGGGAGAAGAUAACAGAUGAAAGUGGUCACCUUGCCGAGAGAGCCCUCAACCGCACCAAGUAUAUAUGAAAAAGUGGUUAAGUGGAUUUUUGUGCCUUUAAGGCCAUUUGCUCUGCGGAGAACUGAACCAAGGUGUCAUGAGCAUCUUGCAUGGGUCAUGUCACUCCCACCUUCACAGUUUUUCUUUAUUACUUUAGUUUCAGCAAUUUUCUUGAGAUACUGGCAGAUAACCAGUGUCCUCAAAAAACUCAUUGAAUCCCACUACUCCUAAGUGAGAGAGAAAGUUUACUUUUUAAUAUUUUUGGAGGGGAGGGAGGGGGAGGGUCAGUAGUUUUAGCUGCUUUUUGUGGGAUAAAGUGGAAGGAUUAGACAGAUGUUACCUCCACUGUACCAUCACAGAAUGUUUAUCACCUUUGCUCUGUGGAUGUUCUCGUUUUAUACUGUAUGUACCUUGUAGCUUAUUGUAUUAGGAAGCAGAACAAUAAAUUUCACUAUAAACUCAG